Molecule: messenger RNA, 3253 nt
Organism: Triticum aestivum (bread wheat)
Lineage: Eukaryota; Viridiplantae; Streptophyta; Magnoliopsida; Poales; Poaceae
Exons: 15
Coding region: 1001-2755 (584 amino acids)
Source: RefSeq, a predicted model, not a curated record
CCCCGGUGCUGGACCAACUCAUUAUCCAUCCCACCCCACACCUGCCACCUCCCUCCCUCGGAAGUGACGCCGCCCACAGCCGCACACACCACCAUUGACGACCACUGCAUUGACUGAAGGAAGAACAAGAUCUAGUCGGCCAGUUAGCGGGGGUGAUGGCGCGGGGUCGCCCACCAAAGGCGGCACCUCCGGCAGCAGCGGUCAUGACCACCGCUGGUUCUUCGGCCGCGACGACCAAGCGUCCUCCUAUAGUACAGACCUGCUUCACCUCCAUUGCCUUGCAAUCUCUUGCUGGUGAAUGGAACCCUGAGGUUAGAAGUGUUUUAAAAGAUGUAGGCAUGGAUGAGUUGUGCAAAAUCAGAGUGCUAGGGAACACAAACAUGAUCUUUUCCAUGUCUUUGAUAUCUAGAAUCAACCCAGAUAACAUGAUGAUGGACAUGGGUGAUGGUGUAUUCAUAGAGAUUAACAGUAGAGAGGUUGCUAGAUGUUUUGGUCUUGCGCCGGGGGUAGGAAAAUAGACAUCGCUGGUGGCCGGUGCCUUGUAGAUCGUGAGGACUUGCUUGGCAAAGUCCACGGCAUACUUGGCACUGGUAUGCCGAGGUCGAACAACAUCCCGGUUCACAAAGUCAAGAAGAUAGUUCAAGGGGCUCGCAAAGUUGCAAUAGAGGGUGAGGAGCGCACCACGAUGAGGGUGGCGGUCACACUGUUAGCCAGCUCUACUUUCCUUGUGCCUAGGGGUGCCAUAGCAAAUAUCGCAAAUGAACUACUUCCUGUUGUGGACGAGCCAGAGAUGAUAGCAGAGUUUGAUUUCUGUGAUUAUGUGGUUGAGGGCCUGAGGGAAGCAGCAAGAAAGUUAAGGGAUGAACUCAGCUGUGAUCCUCCUUUGGUCAACCUUACUGGGUGCCUUAUCAUCCCACAGAUGAUCUGGCUGGACUACCACUAGCACGGUCGUCAAGGCAGGCUACUGCUACCACUCCCUAGGCUUGUUGACUAUUCUAACAUGAUGCUAAGGGGGCUGAUCCGGAAGCAUGCAAUUGCUCAGGGGAUAGAAUGCGGUCUGGAGCUUGGUGAUAUUCCUCGUUCUCCGCCAGCAAACAUUAUUCAGUGGUGUGGCAAUGCUCCUAAGCACCAUGGUGAGAGCAGUGGAGCUGGUGUGGCAGCUAGUGCCUCAAACCAUGAUCAAACGACUCCUGCUGCAGCCGGCGGCUUCUCUGAUGAGAUGAAGAACAAUACAACCGAAACCCGGAAAAAGGUUCUUGAAUCAUUCAAAGCUGCCAUGGACUACCAGUACCAACGACGAGAAGCUGAAUUUCUCAAGGUGUUUGACAGUGUCAGAGACAGUGUCAUGGGUGAGAUCAAGAAGAGAGCAGCAGAAAACAGGCGAAAUGAGUUGGAGGGCACUCUGGAUUUCUUCCUGGCACACGUGAAAAAGCAUGCUUCCGUGACGCCUGUAUUUUCUGUUAACACACCUGAUGCGCCACGUAAUGGAAAAUCUGCAGUGGCACAAGACCUGGCUGCAAGUUCACAGCAAGCUGCUCAAGCAAUGAUGGUUGUGGUUGUGGAGAACAGGAACAAUGAGGGAAGCCUUGCUACAACUGUUGGUCAAACAGAUAAAGGGAAUCUUCUGAUCGUUGAUGAAGGCACAUCAACUAGACUGAUUGCCAUUGCAGCUGCUGCAGUUGGAGAAGCACAUGUUGAUAGUGAGCCAGAGGACAAACCAAUGGUGGUGGUUGACCGCAAGGGGAAGGCAAAAGCAACUGGUGACAUAGCUCCUAGGGCCACUCGUCAGAAAACCAUGCACGAGAUGCUCGCUCCUUCAUCUCCAUGCACCCUCACUGGGCCUGAUAUACCAAGUGGAUUAGUUGACACGUCUAUGUACUGUGGGAUGACUGAAGAUCAUGUGAUGCAACCGCUUAUUGAAGAAGCUGGUGCUGCCGGCGAGGGUUCGCAUGCCAGAUACAUUGUUAAGUACACUCCGAACCGCAACAAAAGGCUUACUCUCCCUGGGGUUGAGGAAAGCCCUGAUCCGACUCCUAAUCCACUUGCUGUAGUUCAUCCAGAUGCAUACCUGAGUCUAGAACUAGACUAUGGUUACUCCCCUUUCGAGCUUGAGCUAAAGCAGUUUCAGUACCCUGAUCAUGUUUGCCUUGGGUUCUACGACAAUGUGGAGUAUCUCUGUUGCAUUACUUCUCUUGGAUGUGUUUGGUAUGACAGCUCACACCCCCCACAUUUGAAACUUGAUGGCAACAAGAUAAACUACCAGUUCAGUCUCAAAGGGGAGAUGCACUACAAUGGGAUGGAUGCUUGGGUACGUGGACUCAAUGAGAGAGAGAUUAAGAUGAUGGAGAUGGUUGGAUUACCAGUUUGGAGGGGUUUUGUAUCUCCUGAUGUGCCGUUGCACUUUGAGAACAUCUUGGACCCGGAGGGGGCUGUUGUGCUGCGGAUGUUGCUUUCUUCUGGGAGCAUUGGAUAUCAGUUGAGACUUUGUCGCAUGAUAAUGAUGCCUAUCUCAAUGAUGAGAGACUGGUGCUUGUACGUGUUUGACAUGCAUAUGAAGAAACUGAAUGUCCUCGACCCAGUUUUCACGCAGAUGGGUUCGGAUGCGUAUAGAGCUAAGCACGGGAAGACAAUCAUGUUGAUGCUUAAUGGUAUGAAGUGCGCAGGUGCGCUGUUAGACAAUGGAUGGCAGAUGGACAUAUCACAGUGGACCGUGAGGUACAACAUGAACAUGCAUGUUGCAUGUGGAAGUGGUUAGUCUCCUGGCUACAUAGCUUACUACGCAGAGAACUUCAAUGCCAAUCGCCUGGAGGUCGACGUACCGCAUGCAAGAGAGCUAUUAUUUAAGCUAACGAUGGUUUCCCGGUGAAGUUCCUAUUUAUUCUACAAGCAUUGACAUGAUGUUUUGAUCUUUGCACCAGGUUGGUCUGCCGGUUAGAAGGAAGAGGAUGUCGUACGAGACGAUGGCGGCAAAGGGAAAUGCUGCACCACGCCCAGGAAUCAUGGAGCAGGUGGCUGAUCCAGAGUAGAAUACAACGCCUUGGAGGUGCACACGUAGUUCUCUAGGUUGUUGACGUAGUUCGCGGAGCCUACUUUGGCAUUAUUUCGCGGGGACGUGGGCAAUGCUCGUGCAUGUCUUUUGGUUAGGGCGUAACAGUAAUGGACCAUGGUUAGUUCGAAGAAACACAAUUGGUGAAACUGGUGUAUGCUAUUAAUGCAGUGCCAUCCAUCGUGUGUUCGAUGUGAUGGCUCCUUU